CGUAAACACAAUUUACGAUAGCAUCAAUCAGCUGAUUCAGAAACUGAACCACUAUGAGACUAGUCAUUCUUGAUAACUACGAUUAUGUCAGUGAAUGGGCAGCUAAAUAUAUUAGGCGUAGAAUUAAAGAUUUUAACCCUGGACCAGAUAAAUACUUCACAUUAGGUUUACCUACAGGUGGUACUCCAUUAGGAACUUAUAAAAAGUUAAUAGAAUUCAUCCAACAAGGGAAGCUAUCCUUCAAAUAUGUCAAGACUUUCAAUAUGGAUGAGUAUGUUGCUAUACCAAGGGACCAUCCUGAGAGUUAUCAUUCCUUUAUGUGGAACAAUUUCUUCAAACACAUUGACAUAGACCCAAAGAAUGCCCACAUACUGGAUGGCAAUGCUACAGAUUUAAUAAAAGAGUGUAAUGAUUACGAGAAAAAGAUCACAGAUGCUGGUGGGAUUGAACUGUUUGUUGGAGGUAUUGGCCCUGAUGGUCAUAUAGCUUUCAAUGAACCAGGAUCCAGUCUGGUGUCAAGAACUCGUAUCAAGACACUAAAUAACGACACAAUUAUUGCUAAUGCUAGAUUUUUUGGAGGAGAUCUGUCUAAAGUUCCUAAACAGGCCUUGACCGUUGGUGUUCAAACUGUAAUGGAUGCAAGGGAGGUGAUGAUUCUGAUCACAGGAGCCCAUAAAGCAUACGCAAUGCACAAAGCGAUAGAAGAGGGUGUCAGUCACAUGUGGACCGUCUCAGCAUUCCAACAACAUCCACAGACGAUUUUUAUCUGUGACGAAGAUGCAACGUUAGAGCUGAAAGUCAAAACAGUCAAGUAUUUCAAAGGCUUGAUGGAUCUUCAUAAUCAGCUGAUUGAAGAGAAAUGAUGAAUAAAGACAAAAUUAGAAAUAGAAUUUCAGAAAUUUUUGUAUGGUGGGAUUUUUGUCUAAAGAUUGCAUGACACCUUAUGGUACUGAAUUAAUUUCUCAAUUUUUAAGGUUUUUCACAACCUUUGAAAUACACAAAAUAUAAGGCAUUGAUUUUAAAAUUUUAUGCAUUCUAUCAAUGAACAUUUCCAGAAAUUAAUCAAUGCUUAGACAUUCAAUACACCACAUAAUGUAGGAAUCUAAUACCUGUUCUAAAAAUAUCAAUGAUGUAAUUUUUACAAGUCAUCGUAAAAAAUUGGAAUAAUCUUCUUUUGACCAAUGCAUUAUACAAUGCAAUAUUUGAUUUUACUUCCCAUUAUAGCAAUCAUUACCCGUCAAUGCUAACAAGCGCUUUAAUCUAGAGGCGAGAGGCUAUCAAUUUGGAAGGAUUUUCUUGAUGAGAAGAACCAUCAUUUUUUGUUCUCAUAAAAUUUGCAUGACUGGGACAUAGCCUUUUUGUGCCGAUGUGGCCUAAUGCAACUAUCAAUCAAUCAUAAACUUUGGAACUUGUGUUGUUUUACAAAGACCAAAAACCCAUCAUACACUUUUUUCUGAAAACAGCAAUAACUUGGCAAUCAAUCGGACAUUGUGCUAAAUUAUAUUUAUAGGGUACUUUAUAUUUAUACUGAUUGUAGAAAUUUAUCUGAAUUUUAGAAUUAGGUUUUUGGGGUCAAAUUAUGAGAAAAUUGGUAACAUUGAUUAUAUAGAUGUAGUUAAUAUUAUUCAGGUGUAGGCCAAAAUAAUUACAUUUUAUGUUUUUCUCAUGUAAAAAUAGGGUAGGAUUUAUAGUAAAGCUAGGCAAAGUAUGAUAUGUUUAUGCUUUUAAAAGUAUCAAUGAUGCAUUAUCGGAUAGUGAAAAUUUGCUGGCAGGAUAAGUGAAUGUAGCUCGCCAAAAUUUGUUGGACAUAACUGUAAAGAUUUACAAAUAUUCAAAAAAUUGGUCAAAUGUAUUGAAUAAAUAUAAGAACUCUAAAUAAUAAACAACAUGAUCAAAAUAUGUUUAAAUUAUUAUUAAAAAAAAUUGCAGCAAAUUUCCUGAUCAGAAAAACUGAACACAUUAAUUCCACCAUGCCUACCCCUAGAGAAGCAAAGCAGAGAUUGGCCAGGAUACCAGGCUAAAUAUAAGAUCUGUAUACUUGUUCAAUUAUGUAAUCUAUAAAAAUAUUUUAUGAUUUGUUAGAGGUUGUACUAUUAAAAUGUUUUUUGAGAGACGUUUUUGUUUUGAAUUAUCGUUAAUUUGUUAGAUUUUAAAAGUGUAAAAGUCUCUUACAUAAAUUGAUUAUAUUUUUUAUAUAUCUUUCUAUAUAGAUCUGCAGUGAAUGUACAAAUACAUUUAAAAAUAAGCUUUAAAAAGUUUCAGUAUUGGGGAGGACUUCUAGAAAAGGGCAAUGAGUUUUUUAAAAAAACGAAAUUAUAUUUUUAUAUUUUCUUGUUAGGCUAAAUCAGUAUUUAUUAUGUUUUCAUUAAAUAUUGAAAUCCAUUGUUUUCUAACAUUAACAUGAUUAAGUUUAACAGUUUUUUUGUUAAUUAAGAAUUAACAUAAAAGAAAUUAUAAAUAUAUUAUAAUAUUUUUAAUAAUUUAAAUAUUUUUUUAGGGAGGGGGGAGAUGUAAUCAUGUUGAGAAGAUCAAACACAAAAUUCUGUAAUAUAAAAUUGAAUUAUGUUUUGAAUAAUUUAUUCAAUAGAAUAGAAUGUACUUUUAAACAGAAUACAAAAAAGUUAAAUUUAGAAACAACAGAAAAUAAAUGUAUGUCAUAUUUAAACAUUCACUUUAAUUACAUUCCAUUUUACAAUGUACAUGUAUUAGAUUUACUAGAUAAUGGUUCUCAGAAACACUUUUUUUGUUGAAAAACCAGUAUUAUAUAAUUGAUUUAUUUUUUCAUGCUUUUUGGGGAAAUUCUUGAUAGUAUAUAGUUGUAAGAGAUAAAGUUUACAAUUUUUCAGCUGCCCUUGCCAUCAAUUUAUAUUUUUAUAUCUUGAAUGUAUAUACAUUAGUGUUUGUGUACAGAUCUGUAUAAAUGCUUGAUUGUAUAAGUUUAUUUAUGACAUCUUUUUAAAACUGGGAAACAAAAUAAUUAUGAUACUUGAUUCCCAGAAUGUAUUGCCUUGGACUAAUCAAUCAGUCUGACAUAAUAAAGUGCUAUAAACCAUAGAACUAAAACAGAAUGACAGAAAGACAAACUUCAUCAUCAGAAAAAAGAACAGAUGUUCCCAAUAUUGCCUUUUAAAGGUGUAAAAAAUACUAUUUAUUAUCAGAACUUGCAGGAUUCUUAUGCUCAAUAAAGAUCAUUUGAUUUUUAAAAAUGUAAACUGAAAUCUUUAAUUUACCCAUGUUGAAAGCACAAGACAGUAAAGUAUAUUCAUCUUUUUCUUCACUUAUUAUUUCUUCAUAGAAAAAGUAAUUUUCGGUUUUAACCCUGUUUACUUUUUGGAGCCAUUAUAUUUUGUUAUCAUAUGUUUAUACAAAUAUUAACUGAGGUUCAGUGGUAAUGAUGGAGCUCUGAUAUGAAAAGUAAAAAGAUGUCAUAAAUUCAUUUUGUCUUUAUUAUUUUACUGUAAAUGAGUUCAGUGCACUGGUUUCUAAUGGUGCUAUUUGUAAAGUAUUUUUGAUAUAUCCCCUUUUCAUGUACACAUGAUUUUUUUUUAGUUUUGUCUUAUAAUGCACUUAAAAAUACCAUUGAAAUUGUGAAAAAUCAAAUGGGUUGUACUCUUUGAUAAAAAAAAGAAUUCUGAUCUUUGAUUUAUAAGUAGCUUUCAAGGGUAGUUUUGAACACAGAGUGAGUGCAAAACAAUCUUUUAAGUUUUUUUCUUUGUUUUUUUCUAUGGAUCUCUGAUUUUUUACCCCCCCCCCCCCCCC
This is a messenger RNA of Mytilus trossulus (common blue mussel), 3759 nucleotides long. Its product is annotated as glucosamine-6-phosphate isomerase 2-like. Gene Ontology annotation, cellular component: cytoplasm. Lineage: Eukaryota; Metazoa; Mollusca; Bivalvia; Mytilida; Mytilidae. Gene Ontology annotation, molecular function: glucosamine-6-phosphate deaminase activity; identical protein binding. The coding region runs from base 54 to 863 and encodes 269 amino acids. The record is from RefSeq and is a predicted model, not a curated record. Gene Ontology annotation, biological process: N-acetylneuraminate catabolic process; D-glucosamine catabolic process; N-acetylglucosamine catabolic process. The transcript has 6 exons.